UCACGUCUAAUAACAGGUAUUGCGCAAAAAAAAAUCAUUCCAAUUGCACGAUAUUAAUUUAAUAUUCAAAACUAUAAUAAUUAGCAACCCCGCUGCUAUGAAACUAGUUGAUUCAUACUGUAAUGACUCAUGAGUGUGACGAAACGUUUUCAGAUGCUCCGAGAAAUGUAGAACGCGAUGCAUAUUACUUCAGGGUUGUCUCCGGUAUCCGGCGAAAUGCUGGACACGGCUACCAUACAUUUUUAUGGAGAUUCAAGUGAACAAUAUGGGGAGGCUUACUUCGCCGUGGACCAUACAGUGCCUGAAUCAUCGCACACGGUUGAAAUAGAAUAUGUUUACGAGCAACCAGAGAGCUAUACAAUCAACCGAGACGACGCCAACAAACAGACGCCGACAAAUAAACCGAAACAUGCCCAGGAAGGUGUUCCCAAAAAAAGUCUCAAGAAAAUGAAGCCCGAGAAAGUUAUAGAUGACGAACAGGAUUUAACUAACCUGACCUGGCUCCAGAACAUAACAAACAUAAUGGCGGUCCCGCAGUUUCCUAUAUCGCCGAUGUCCCCGACUCCGCCACUGAAGUCGCAGAACACGAGACUGCAAAAGUUCAAUCAGACUAUAGCUAAAUGCCAGAACGAUUUUAUGGAGAACAAAGAAGAAUACCAAAGGAACAGCGACAAGAAACCACCAUAUUCCUACAGCACCCUCAUCUGCAUGGCGAUGAGAUAUAACAACGACAAAAUGACGUUGUCCGCGAUAUAUUCUUGGAUCAGGGAGAACUUCAAGUACUACAGGAACGCGGAUCCCACAUGGCAGAAUUCAAUAAGACACAAUCUGUCCUUGAACAAAGUUUUCGUCAAAGUGGCCCGUUCGAAACACGAACCAGGGAAAGGUGGCUUCUGGAAACUCGACUUGGCUCACUUAGAGGGCAGCAAGCGCAUUUCCAACCGAGCUCACAAGAAGAAAACCAAAUCUAGUCCGGAUACAAGAGCUGAUAACACGAGUGAAGAAGGAAAGGCAGUCGAAAGAAUCCUUCAGGAUUCUAUAACUAAUGAAAUGUAUGAACCGAUAACAUUGAAUUUACCGGACUACAAUUUACAAAGCAUCGAAUCUCUUGAUAACAUCCAAUUAUCUAAUAAUAUAGGGGCUAACGUUAUUGUGGAGCCGGCUAUUCCGCCGCCAUUGUUACCUGAAGACGAUUUAACUAAUCUCUUACUUAAUCCGACAGAAUGGGAUGAUUUGCAACUUGACAUGUUGGAUAAUUAUUUGGAUUUCAGUUUUAAGUAAGCGCGAAAAUGCAUUGCGAGGAUUUCUUUUAUUAUUUAUAGACUGGAAUUUAAGACAAUCAUUAUUGAUGGGGUUCGAAGCAAGACUAAAUCAGCUAGCUACACAAAAAACCAUAAAUAUAUCUAUUUUUCUAUAUAUUUUUCGUUUAAAUGCUCCUCCUGUAAAUCUACGAAUUUGGAGAUAGCGUAGUGUUCAUUGGAGGCAUCGAAAUGAACAAUUCUAACAAAAACUAAGCCAUAAUGAUAGCAGUGAAAAAUGAUAGAGCCCCAUUAAAUAUCAGUUAUCAUGGUUUAAGACGAAAAAAAAAAAUUAUGUUAAUUAAAUUUUAAGUGGGUGAGUUUGUAAUUAGUUUGAUCGUUAAGUAGUAACAAACGAAGAUAUCACCGUCAACUUUAUUUGUUGUUUGUGGUUAUUCGUUUUUAAAUUUUAAUAGUGCUACUUUUUUUUAUUGUGAAUUUGCGGUCAUGCGAAUUCAUUAUUGUGGAACAAAGCAUGUUCUGAAUUAUGAACCAUUCUUUGAACUGUAGCCGAUUAAUAAAAUGUCAGUAACAUUUAUAUUAGGAAUCGCAUAGGAGACGCCUCGAAUCAGGACAAGUUCAUACUUAAAAGUACAUCAAAUUACAAAUUCAAGAUUCAGUUUUUAAGUUUUAGUAUACAUUUAGAAAUCAUAAUUCAAUUUUCGUCAAAAUCGAAAUGUAUGUAAGUAUUAUUUUUAAAGGCUAUUCAAAAACUACUAUUUUACAUUUAUUUUUCACACGUCAAAUAUUAAAAAAAAAGGAAAUUCAUUACUAUUUUUUAAAUACAUAUAUUAUACCUACAUAUAUCCAAGUAUUGUUAUAUUUAACAUUAUUAUUGUUCAGUCAAGGCAAUAUUAUUAUUACUUGUCGAAAUUCUUAUUUUUAAGUUAUUGUGACAUAAAAAAUUCUAGUCAAUUAUUAUGUAUGUUUUGACAUUUAUUUAGAAUUGCGAAUUAGUACAUAACACAUACCUAAGUAGGUAUUCUUUUUUAUUUAGUUACAAUUAUGAUUACUGACCAAAUAAAAUCGAAAGUUUUUUUUUUCUUAAGUAGAAAAGGCGUCGAGGAGUUCUUAAUUACGUAUAUUCGGUUGAGACGUAGAAUGUGACACACAAUGUGAUCAUCCUUUGGAAUAAGUCUUUGGUUGAAAAAAAAAAAUAUUUGAAUUCCUAAAAUCAGUAUUUCUAGUCAUUAUUAUAACGGCUUAAGCGAAAGAUUAGGCUAAAAUUAGGAUAAAGUUGUGUUUUCGUAAGGGAAUAUGGAUUUGUAUUUUGUAGGUUAAGAAAAUGCACAAUCCAAUAUGUAGUGAAUGCAUUUAAAUACCUAAGGUGUGGAGUAUUAGAUACUUCUAUAAGAUCACGUCUCAAAUUCAUAAAUUUUUUUGCUCAAAAAACAGCUCAUUCUGAACAAAUAAUACGAUUAUUUGGCAUUGAAACAGUAUUAAAAUCAUUGUUUCAAACUUUGCACAAAUUAAAAAAUAACAAAAUAUUUAUUUAGUGUUUAAGUUUAAAUGAUAAGAAGAAAAAACUAUGGAUUGUCACUUCAUAUUGUGAACCACUAUGAAGAAAGCGGGAUAAAAACCGACGUGAAACAACAUGUUCUCAAUAAUUUCAAGUAAAUAAAAAAAAAGAUGGAUUUUAUAGCAACAUUUAUGUCACCUUCAAAUGCAUCAUCAUGUUUAAAGUCGUCAUUACGAUCACAUUAGUAUGACUCGAAGCAAAAAAUGUUGUACCAAUAAGAUUUGUUGAAAUUAAAAUAAAAAAAUGGCGAUUUGCAAAAUUUCAAAGGUUAAAUUGAUGUUUUCGCGUCCGCUUCCAAAGUGACAACCUAGUUUGAAGGCUCUUAAAGGUGACAGCUCGUAAUAUUGAAUUUAAAAUUAGUUAAAACGGAUAAUCUUUACCGCUCAGUAUUAAACGUAGUUUGUAAAUAGUGUGGCAAUAAUUGCGUAUUUGAAAGAUAGUUUUAAUGUCUUUUGACUAAAUUACUUAAUAAUAUGUAUUUUUAUUUUAAGAUUGUCGUUAUCAGAUGAUCCGUCCUACAAAAUGAUUGCGUCCAUUUGCUCAUGUUAGUCGUGAGAUAAAAUUAGACUUAAACUUUGUUAAAAUGAUUUUCAAUGUUUAGAGACAAUUAAAAAUGUGCUUUAACCUAAUUAAAUCGUGCAAUUGUUUUUUUUUGUGAAAAUCUACUAUAUUAGGUACCUACCUAUUUAUCGAAUAACAAUAAUUAUUUUUAAUGUAUCUACGGAAGAAUUUGUCAACAUGUCUUAUUAAAAUUUAAUGAAAUUUAAAUAUAAAUUUCCACGUAUGGUUGUGUACGGCAUUAUUUGUUGUUGAUGGACGUAUUUGGUGCGCUAGUAUCUAUACUAAUAUAUAAAUCUACAGUGGUUUUUACGGAUGUUCCGUUAUAACUACUGAACCAUACAUCCGAUUGACUUGAAACUUGGUACCCAUGUAGAAAAUACAUGUACUUAACGGAUAGGCUAAUAUUUAAAUGAGUGUUGGACUUCCUACACCAGUUGCGGGGGCGUUCAUGAUGAGAAUCUUUGUGGGGGUGAGAAAUAAUAAUGUUAAUUUUAAAUGCCCAGCGAAGCGGACGGGUACAGCUAGUUCUGUUAUAAAAACUAAUUUUAUAACCCUGAGGGCUGGAUACCAGGUACCUAUAUGAUUGAUUUCCGCUCUAGGGUGUGGGUGGCAACAUCGAUCAAUAAAAUUUAAGUGAACCUUUUAAUAUUCAACUAAACCUGUUUUAAAUCUUAAAGACUCAAGUAAACCUAUAGCUUACAGAAUGUGUUAUUAUUGUGAAAAACGUGUCUAGUAAGUUUUUGCACGUUUAAUAUUCUUGUGAAGUAUUGGAAUUUUAUCAUUAGUAGGAAUUAGAUAUUUAAAUAGGAUUCUUCCGUCCACGAUUGUUAUCAUUUACAACACUUCAAUUUGUAACGAAAAAUGUUAUUUACAAAAAGUGAAUAUGUAAAUGAUUUAGGGUUGAACUAUUUUAUCAAUCUCGUAAAAUGAGGUUUUUCAUUUUGUGACUAGCAAGAACAAAGUAGGUUUAAUAAUUGGUAGGUACUACAAAUAUUAAAAUUUCUAUAAAGUUAAAAUCGGUAAACACAAUGUUAUUCCUUCACCGUGGAAGUCAAUCGUGAGUUCAUUCGUAGAGUACGUAUUUCAUUAGAAAUAUUGGCACCCGCCUGCCGGAUUCGAACACCGGUGCGUCGCUAAGCAUGUAUGCACCGGACGUCUUAUCCUUUAGGCCACGACGACUUCAAACUUUACAUUAAUCUGAAGCUCUUUUAAAAGAGCGUGCACAUUUCAUUCGACGUGGUAUCAAGUAAUGGUGGCCGACCUAGGGACAUAGGUUAGAUUACUGUCUCAAAUGUGUAAGUAGGAAGGAAUAAGCAGGAUGGUAGCGUAGGUAGAUUCUUGCGACAUUUGCCAACAAUCAAGAUUAUGAAUUACGGAGUAAGCAGAAAUGAGGAAACUGGAGAAGAUCGAAAGAAAUACGGGGAAUGGUAGGGAAGGGAUAGCAAGUCGAACAUUGCGGAGACGCAUACCAGUAUCUUAUGUUAAUAAAUCGGUCAGACUUAUUUUUAAGGUCGCCUGAGCCAAACUCACACCGCAUUGUCCGUAGGCUAGUUUAUAUUUUAUUUAUUUAUUAUUUUAGAACACAUUACAACUCUAAUAAUCGAGUUAUUCAACUCACUAGUAGUUGCAACUAAUUUAUGUUCGUUGCGAAUCUUUUACGAAUACAUUUCACCUAGUCAUUCUAAUCGUAUACCUGUGAAUGUGUCAUUCAAAAGAUGUAAAAUGAUUGUGAAAAUAAAAUAUUUGUAUGAAAAACUUGUAUUUUUUUUUAAACCCAUCGCUUAUACUAUAGAACUAUACAUGUGUGCUCAUCAUCAAAGCCGUCAUCAAAUAUGCAAAAAAUCAAAUCGUAGGUCAUGCGUGAUGAGAAUAGAAUGUAAUACAGUAGGUAAGUUUUUUAUAUUGUAUUGCUUAGAUGGGUGGACGAGCUCACCUAGUGUUAAGUGGUUACUAGAGCCCAUAGACAUCUACAACGUAAAUGCACCACCCACCUUGAGACAUAAGUUCUAAGGUCUCAGUAUAGUUACAACGGCUGCCCCACACUUCAAACCGAAACGCAUUACUGCUUCACGGCAGAAAUAGGCAGGGUGUUGGAACCUACCCGCGCGGACUCUCAAGAGGUCCUACCCCCACUAAGUACAGGUGUAUGUGAGAGGGUUUAAUUGGAACUCAGUGCUAAAGCACCGAGAAUUUCAAGAUUAUUUAAUUGCACAAAGUUCGAAAUUCAACUAUAUUCUCUGAUACUUCAAGCUUUAUAGUCAAUUUAUGUAUUACAAUUUUCAUUUUGGGUUAUUGUUGACAUUACGAAGAAAAAGCAUACUGUUUUUAAAGAUUUUUAAUGGUAGCGUUCAAUCUCGUUAUAGUCUUCGAAAAAAUGAAAACAAAACAAAAACAAUAUCGGCGGAAAAAACAGGAAAAUAUGGCACUUAAAUGUUAAUUUUAACUUAACAUAUUGAUUAAGUUUAAUUGAACAUAAUUAAUGUGUCGGCGAAUGAACGGCUUGUUUCGAUAAAAAAAAAAAAACUAAUAAACAUCAUCUUAAUUAUAUUUUUUUAUAACUUUUUAUUUUUUCUAUGCAUUAAUUAAUAUUUACAAAAAAUAAAAUAAAAAGUCACUUCAAACAUAUACGAAAAACAUACUCUAUGAACCAAUCGUAUACAUAACAAUAAUUUAAAACAUCUGUAAACAUUCUUUGUUGACUUUUUAAAUUUGUUUCGAAGAACAAGCUGGCCAUCAUUGCGACCGCUGCAUUUAUAUUGCCGCUUGGCAUUGUUGGCAGUACUGAGGCGUCGACAACGUGUAAUCUGUUAACACCGAUCACGUUGAACGAUGUGUCUACAACUGAGUUUUUUGAGGUCGGAGGACCCAUUGAGCAUGUUCCGAUCGGAUGAUAGGUACUUAGCGUUAAAUGUUUUAUGUAACAAUUAAAAUAUUCGUCUGUAAAUAAUACGUGAUCUUCACAACCGGGAAAUUUUAUAUCAUUUAAAGUGGCACCUAUUUUCUUCAUAGAUUCUGUAUUAACAAAUUCUUUUAUUAGUUUCAGGCCAUCAAUUAAGGUUCUUCUGUCGACAGUACUAGAUAAAUAUUUUGGAUCUAUUACAGGAGGUAAUCUGGGAUCAGUACUGUUGAUGUAAACAGUACCUUUACUCUUUGGAUGUAAGACUAUAGGCAAAAUAGUUGUUGCAUAUUUAUUGAUCCUAUUAAAAUAAUUAUUCCA
Messenger RNA from Bombyx mori (domestic silkworm), 6595 nucleotides. Its product is annotated as forkhead box protein J1-A. The record is from RefSeq and is a predicted model, not a curated record. Lineage: Eukaryota; Metazoa; Arthropoda; Insecta; Lepidoptera; Bombycidae. The transcript has 2 exons. Gene Ontology annotation, biological process: regulation of transcription by RNA polymerase II. The coding region runs from base 178 to 1281 and encodes 367 amino acids. Gene Ontology annotation, molecular function: RNA polymerase II cis-regulatory region sequence-specific DNA binding; DNA-binding transcription factor activity, RNA polymerase II-specific.